AUGAAGCCGAGUCCUGGCAGCACGGCGAGGGAGCUGGAGCCAGCGGCGCCGGCCCGGGGCGAGCAGCGUGCGGCGGAGCCCGAGGGGCGCUGGCGGGAGAAGGGCGAGGCGGAGUCGGAGCGCCAGCGCACCCGGGAGCGGCAGGAGGCCACGCUGGCCGGGUUGGCGGAGCUGGAGUACCUGCGCCAGCGCCAGGAGCUGCUUGUCCGGGGCGCCCUGCGCUGCUCCGGGGGCGCGGGGGCCGCGGCGCGGGGCGCGGGCGAGCUGCCGGGGGACGCGGUGCAGCGCAGCCGCCUGGAGGAGAAGUUCUUGGAGGAGAACAUCUUGCUGCUGCGGAAGCAAUUGAAUUGUUUGAGAAGAAGAGAUGCUGGUUUGUUGAAUCAGUUGCAAGAACUUGACAAGCAGAUAAGUGACCUGAGACUUGAUGUAGAAAAAACCUCUGAAGAGCACCUGGAAACAGACAGCCGACCUAGCUCAGGGUUUUAUGAGCUGAGUGAUGGGGCUUCGGGAUCCCUUUCUAAUUCCUCCAAUUCAGUAUUCAGUGAAUGUUUAUCCAGUUGUCAUUCCAGUACCUGCUUUUGUAGCCCCCUGGAGGCCACCAUGACCAUCUCGGAUAGUUGCCUCAAAUCUACAGAUGUGAAUCCCAAGUACCAGUGUGAUCUGGUAUCCAAGAACGGGAAUGAUGUGUAUCGCUACCCCAGUCCGCUCCACGCUGUGGCUGUGCAGAGCCCCAUGUUUCUCCUCUGUCUGACGGGCCACCCUCUGAGGGAAGAGGAGAGGCUGGGGAACCAGGCCGGUGACCUCUGCGUCGCGUCCGAACUGGACGAUGGCACCAAGACGGACAGUUCCUUGCCGUCUCCAAGCGGCCUGUGGCCUGCUUCCCACGCUUUGGGCACUAAGAAAAUGGAUGGCUACAUCCUGAGCCUGGUUCAGAAAAAAACCCACCCUGUAAGGACCAACAAACCGAGAACCAGUGUGACCGCUGACCCCACCAAAGGGCUCCUGAGGAACGCCAGCGUGUGCGUCAGGGCCGCCGCGGGCGUCCCCCAAAGCAACGGUGUGAACCUCAAGACUUCCAAGCAGGUGUCUUUGCCCCCCGCGGGGACGCCGUCUUCAGACAGCGGGGCCUCCUCGCCGCUGAAGCAGUGGUCCAAGGACCCAAAGGCCGAGCAGCUGGAAGGCCGCAGGCCGUCCCCGCCCGAGGGCUGCUCGGCCGCCGCCGUCUCUGAGCCCCCGAGCGCCAAGGCGGCCUCCCAAGAACACGCGUGGGGUCCCACUGCUGGGCCCACGGAGUCCCUUAAGGAAGGUAGUCAGCUCUCGGCUGGGCUUCCCAAAGACGGCCCCGGUGGGGGCGCCGGCGCCGGGCCAGAGAGCAAAGUCCUGCCACCCCCGAAGAAGAUGGCAACCGCCAAAAGCAGCCUGCAGGCCUCCUCGGCCCCCGGGCCGCCUCCUCCUCCGCCGCCGCCGCCGCCUGCGGCCUUCGCUGUGGAGGACAGGCCGGGCCUGGACUUCAAGAGCGAGGGCUCCUCGUCUCAGAGCCCCGAGGAGGGACGCCUGGUGAAGGCUCGGUUCAUCCCGGGCCAGGGGCCGCCCGGCGCCGGCGGGAGUGGCCGGCCGCACCGCGGGCACCGCGCCCCGGGCGCCGCGGCCAGGAGCUCGGCGGCGCUGCGGCCCCGCGGCCAGGCCCCGCCGCUGCCUCCGCCCGCCUCCGGGCUGGAGAUGGGCGCCCUGCCCACCGUCCGGGAAAAGACGGCCCGGGCGGCCAGCCGCAAGUGCCGCUUCCCCGACGACCUGGAUACAACUAAGAGACCGAAGAAGGCCGCGUGCCGAGGCCGGCGCGGCGCGGGCGGUGCGGGCGACGCGGCGCUGCCCGGCAGGCCUCAGGGCGGCCACCGAGCGGGCCUCAAGGCCCACGGCGCCGGCGGCGGCCACGGACGGGAGGUCGUGGUGGCCAAACCUAAGCACAAGCGAACCGACUACCGCCGCUGGAAGUCCUCCGCCGAGGCCUCGUACGAGGAGGCGCUGCGCCGGGCGCGGCGCGGCCGCCGCGAGCCCGCGGGCGCGUUCCCGGUGCCCGUGCCGCCGCCCUUCGCCAGCCCCUACGCCUUCGCGGCGGCCGCGGCCGCGGCGGCCAGCGACUCCGAGUACUCGGCCGAGUGCGAGUCGCUCUUCCACUCCACCGUGGUGGACACCAGCGAGGACGAGCGCAGCAACUACACCACCAACUGCUUCGGCGACAGCGAGUCCAGCGUGAGCGACGGCGAGUUCGUGGGCGAGAGCACCUCCACCAGCGACUCGGAGGAGAGCGGCGGCCUCAUCUGGUCCCAGUUCGUCCAGACGCUGCCCGUGCCGGCCGUCGCCGCCCAGGACCUGCGCCGCCACCCCGCCAAGGCCUUCGUCAAAAUUAAGGCCUCGCACAACCUCAAGAAGAAGAUCCUCCGCUUCCGCUCGGGCUCCUUGAAGCUGAUGACCACGGUCUGA
Dipodomys spectabilis (banner-tailed kangaroo rat) is the source of this 2481-nucleotide messenger RNA. It is a transcript of the gene Dact1, whose product is annotated as dishevelled binding antagonist of beta catenin 1. Gene Ontology annotation, cellular component: cytoplasm. Gene Ontology annotation, biological process: regulation of Wnt signaling pathway, planar cell polarity pathway; negative regulation of canonical Wnt signaling pathway; negative regulation of JNK cascade. The record is from RefSeq and is a predicted model, not a curated record. The transcript has 4 exons. Bases 1 to 2481 code for a protein of 826 amino acids. Lineage: Eukaryota; Metazoa; Chordata; Mammalia; Rodentia; Heteromyidae.